Messenger RNA from Pseudozyma hubeiensis SY62, 390 nucleotides. RefSeq lists its product as hypothetical. The transcript has 2 exons. NCBI's taxonomy places the organism in Eukaryota, Fungi, Basidiomycota, Ustilaginomycetes, Ustilaginales, Ustilaginaceae. The record is from RefSeq and is a predicted model, not a curated record. Bases 1 to 390 code for a protein of 129 amino acids.
AUGGCUAACCGUUGCAAAUCACGACACGCAAAUGAACUGCUGCCAAGCCGACGGAGGCAUUUUAUCCACACUCUCCUUGCUGACCUGUCCCGCAAAGUGGGUGCGCACGACUUCGGCAGUACUGUGUUCUCAGGGAGAGAGGACCUGCACCGCCGCGUGGCCCGCCAGCGAUAUCUGGACAAGGCCUUGGUCUUAGGCAGUGUACCUCCUGUACUUCGCCUCGAUCUCGUGACGCACUCUCCGCUAGAUCCAUCAAGUCGAUCAUCGAACCUGGCAUUUGUCCGCAUUGCUGCAGACUGCAUUACGAAAGUCAUCUCUGUCCACAUUACCUUAGCUCGCAAACGGUUGCGCUCUGCAGGCUUCAUAAGCUGCACCGCGACGAACACCUAA